GGGGCGGGGGUGUGCACCGGUGGCACCGCGGGGCGCAGGGGCGGGGGCUGCGGAGCGGCCGCAGCGCCCGGGGCCGGCGGGGGGAGCCGCGGGCCGGGGCCGGUGGGUGGCGGCGGCGGAUGCCGGGGCGGGUCGCGGGGCUGCGGCGGCCACGGUCGGUGUCCCGGUGCCGCCAUGUACCGGCGCCUCAGGGGCCUGGCCCUCUGCACCGGCUGGGCCGCGCUGCUGGCCGCGCUGCUCUACAUGAAGCAGGAGGCGAAGCCGGCAGCGCCGCGGGGGGCGGCGGGGGCCGGGGGCCGAGCCCGGGCGGCGGCGAUGGGCAGCGCUGAACCCAGCCGGUGUUCGCCCAACCUGACUCUCGCCAACGCCUCGCUCGCCCUCCCGGAGCUUCACCGGCUCUUCUUAACCUACAAGCACUGCCGGAACUUCUCGGUCCUGCUGAAGCCUUCCCGGUGUAGCCGGGAGAUGUUCCUCUUGCUGGCCAUCAAGUCAUCCCCCAUCAACGUGGACCGGCGGGUGGCCAUCAGGAACACGUGGGGGAAGGGGGGCUCCGUCGGCGGCAGGAGCGUCAGGCUCCUCUUCCUCCUGGGGCGCUCGGAGGCCAAACCCCAGGUACAGCCCCUCCAGCAGCUGCUGGCUUACGAGAGCCGGGAGUUCGAUGACAUCUUGCAAUGGGAUUUUGUGGACAACUUCUUCAACUUGACCCUCAAGGAGCUGCAUUUCCUCCGCUGGUUCGUGGAGGAUUGCCCGCACGCCCGGUUUGUGCUGAAGGGUGAUGACGAUGUCUUUGUCAACACUUACAACAUUGUUGAAUUCCUCCAAGAACUGGAUCCCAAACGGGAUCUCUUUGUUGGGGAUGUGAUCCCCAACGCCCGGCCCAUCAGGAACACCAAGGUCAAAUACUUUAUUCCAGAGCCCAUGUACAGAGCCCCCUUCUAUCCUCUCUACGCGGGUGGAGGGGGCUACGUGAUGUCGAGAGAGACGGUGUGCCGCCUCCAGAGCACCGCUGAGGACAUGGAGCUCUUCCCGAUAGAUGAUGUCUUUGUGGGAAUGUGUCUGGCGAAGAUGGCAGUGACCCCAAAGAACCACGCUGGCUUUAAGACUUUUGGGAUCCAGAGACCUUUCAAUCCUUUCGAUCCCUGCUUGUACAAAGAGCUGAUGGUUGUGCACAGACUAAACCCAACGGAGAUGUGGAUCAUGUGGACGCUGGUGAAGGAUGACAGCAUUCGGUGUGCAGUGUCAGUAACGCACAGCUACAGAAGGGGCUGGAAAAGAAGCUACUGAUGAGCACGGCGGGAUUGUGACUGGUGACAGAUACAGGGUACUGAAACUAAAAAAUCAGGUUGUGGUAGAAAUGUGUCCUCUACUAACAGUACUUGAGCCAUAGGGGUUUGUGUUGCAGCAAGUCUUUUUUUCUGUCGGUGAGUUACUGACACAGUUGAAUUGCCCUGGGGUGGGGAUGGGGCCUGUGGCUUGGUGAGAUGUGGUGUGGGGCUGGGCUCGGUUCCUCCCAGCCUGACUGGGGCCAGGGGGAAGUUAGAGCUGCCGCAGGGAUGUGAGUGAAGCUCUGUGGGCUCUGCAACACAGGGGCGGCUGAAUUCAGCCUCGUGUAGGAAGGCUAAUGAUGACUUAUGAGUGACAGAGCACGAAAUUACUGGCAGGGGUGGAGGAAAGCCCAGUGUGUGCUGCUGGGUCCACAGCAGUGCAACUUCGCUGUUCCAGCAAUCCCACAGGUCCUACCGGACAGCAGGAGAAAGGGAGUGGAGUGGGGAAGAAAAAGCCUCAAAAAUACAUUGCCUUAACACAGCACGAUGAUCCAAGGGUCUGGGCUCUGACUCAAGCCCUUUGGAUUUUACAGAAGCUUAUUACAGGUUUACUUGCACUGGAAGGUUUUGCACAAAUACUUUCUGAUUGGGUUUGAGAGGGGCAAUAUGUCUUGAAUAAUUACAAUGGUGGUUAGAGUGGCUGUAGCUUUUCAUGUGGUGUGGAGAGGUGUUUGGGUUGUUGUAAUGUUGGAUAUCAAUAAAAUAGUUUUGAAAAGUGUUUUCACAGGAGUAUUCUUGGGUCUCCUGAAAGCUAAGAGCACUAAAAGCCAGAGAAGGCCGAGAGCUGGUGCUGGGUAUGUAUGUCAAGGAGUCAUUGAUAUUAAAGAGGAUAAGGUUAUGUGGAAAUGGAUACUUGCCACUUCCUUUCCUGUGGGCAGCUGCCGUUCUCUGCCCCUGUCCAGGCAAGAUGCAUUGAUACAGAAACAAUCUAGGAGUGUCCUGGAGUCGCCCGUUUGAGGAAAGAGAUCAAAUAUGAAACUUCAGAUUCAGUGAUACUUCUGUGAAGCUUUUCAGCUUCAGGGUGUUUUGCUGCUAGGUCAGGAGCUGCUGUGCUGUGUGUGAGUGGGAAGCAGCCUGGAAAUUUUAGAAAAAGGCAGUGGGGUAGAGAGGAAGUCUGUGAUUACGGAAGUUGGCACAUUUUGUGCUGUGCUGUUGCCAUUGCUGUGUGUAGUGCCAGCAGCCCAGCGUUCACUGCCCACCAGCUGUGAGCUGGAGCUUUCAGAGUUGCCUGGGAAAUGCUUCCAGGUGGUCCUUGCCUGUACUGCAGGCAGAGAGACUGAGGAGAUCCUGAGACCAGAGGUGUGAUGAGCUGUCAGGGCAGGCUGGCUGCCUUCCAGUGGGGUGGUGUCAGGCUGCGGGACUCCUGGCGGUACUUGCUGCCUUGGCUUUCUAUAACACCCGCUGUAGUGGUAGCUUAGCCCCACGGUGUGACCCAGACUCUUACAGCAGGAGUUACCACUCUCAUGCAAGCAGUUUCUGUGCCAGAUGUGAGUAGGCGUUUGAAAAAAUUGCUCUUGCAAGAGAUGUGCUGGCUUUGUAAACAAGGCCGAGUAUCAGCAGCAAAACCUAGCUCCUGGGCACCACUGCUUGUUCCAGAGAAGAGGCUGGACAGAGCGUGUACUGCGGUACCCUGUGAACUGCUGUGGCAGCAUUUUUCUGAUCCACUAGAUGAUUCCAAAUGCCAACUCAGUAACAUAAUGUAGAGUGUGAUGUCAUGUCUGUUGUGGGCUUAGGUGUAUGGGCUAACCCCCAACAGGCAACUCUCACUUCCCAGUAAAGGUGUGGGACUCUUUUUCCAUCCCAUUAUAGAGGUGAUAUGGAGCUCCUCACGCUCCUCACUCCCAUUUUGACUGAACUUACUAGCUGGCCCGUCACAGCUGAAGGUUCGAUGUGUGUGGGUACAGCCUGUGUCUUGGGAAGUAAGAGCAGUGAAACAAGCGGGGCAACAAGGUGGCUGGGAGCAGGUUCUGACAGGGAGAACGCGUUGCUUUGCAGGCUCCUGUAGCAGUGCUUGUCUGCCUUAAGCUGUAUCUCUGCCAUGCAAGCAUCUGAAGAGAGUUAUUGUGGCAUCCUGCAAGGAACACAACCUGUACGUGCAUUUGGGUCAGUGGCUUGGCAGACUUUCUUGAAACUGCAGCACGUAGCAAAUUAGAGCAGUUGUGGUUAGAGGUUGACCUGAAGUUGCAUUUGGCUUGUGAAGGCGUGGCUGUGCCACUGCUGUAAAUAAUCCUCUCAUAGUGGCUUUUUUUCCUAAUGCUCCAGCCCAAAGCUGUGUUUGGGACCUCCUGCAUACUGGCACAGCAGGCACUGGCAUCUUCCUGUGAGCUGUGCCUUCCACCUCAGAUACAGCAGCACCCAGUGAGGAGCAGGAGCAAGAAAUGGUGGUUUACUAAUUCCUUUUCUACUUAAUCUAUAAGUGUACAGUGCUGUGCAGCUCAGAUUUGCAUUUGUUCAAUAGACAGGAAGGCUUAUGCUACAGCUGAAAAAAUUCUUAGUCCAGCACAGCUCAAUUUAGUAACAGCAACCUCGACACACAUGUAGUGCAUCACAUGCUCAUUUGUUGUGAAAAAUGUAUGAUUAAUGCGUGUUUUCUUACAAAACCUGACGAAUGGGGAUUAUCUGACUCAAACCAGCAGUGAUAAAGUUCUAGUGGAUACUAUUCUACAAAGGAUUCUACAAAGACUGCUCUAGAAAGCAACCUCAGCUUAAGUUUAUAUUGUCUAUACAGCUAAUACUACAAAUUUCACAUUAAGCUUGCAAAAAGAGACUUGAAAUUAUUUUCCUGAAGCUCAUGUUGAACAGCAUUCAAAUAUGUAACGCUUGCUUUUGCUCACUGCUUUAUAAAGAAGUACACAGCAGUUGCCACAACGACUUUGUUUAUAACCACAGUAUCUUGAAAAUCAAAUCUCCCUUUGCUUCCUGGGGAAAGCACAUGCAUAUUUAGUGGUGACUUUUGGGUGAAAGAGGUGGCUGUACUGAACUGCAGAACUCCACUAAGAGCCUGGGUCACUCCACAGAAAG
Molecule: messenger RNA, 4346 nt
Organism: Falco peregrinus (peregrine falcon)
Lineage: Eukaryota; Metazoa; Chordata; Aves; Falconiformes; Falconidae
Gene: B3GNT4
Product: UDP-GlcNAc:betaGal beta-1,3-N-acetylglucosaminyltransferase 4
Exons: 2
Coding region: 175-1284 (369 amino acids)
Cellular component (GO): membrane
Molecular function (GO): hexosyltransferase activity
Source: RefSeq, a predicted model, not a curated record